Trichoderma virens Gv29-8 is the source of this 795-nucleotide messenger RNA. RefSeq lists its product as uncharacterized. The transcript is spliced from 3 exons. Lineage: Eukaryota; Fungi; Ascomycota; Sordariomycetes; Hypocreales; Hypocreaceae. The annotation marks the transcript as partial. The record is from RefSeq and is a predicted model, not a curated record. Gene Ontology annotation, cellular component: elongator holoenzyme complex. Gene Ontology annotation, biological process: tRNA wobble uridine modification.
UCAAGCAAGAUUCCCGCUCUCUUAGAGCCAUAUCUCGGGCUACCCGAGGAGGCAUCACUGAUAGUCUUGACAAAUGUAAUGGGAGCGACGUCAAACUGGCUGGUUUUACGAUACCUCUAUUCAAUACUGCAAGGACGAGGCGCUGGCGUGGAUGAUACAGAGGCCAAUUCUGGAGUUGUGCUCGUGAGCUUUAUGAGAGAUUUGGCAUUUUGGAGAGAGGGCGCAAGCAGAUUAGGUUUGGACUUGGAUGGUCUAAGUAGGGCUGGCAAGUUCAGCUUCGUAGAUGGGCUGACUGGACUGCUCUCAGGAGGUCAGGACUCAGAGUCUACCGGAGACAAAGGGAGGAUUCUGAAGAGCGGGAAGCUGGAAGAUGUGAGGAGAGGCAUCGGAUCAGCGAUUGGGGAUGUCAGGCUAGGUUCCAAGGUCUUGAUUGUCGACCAACUAGACGAACUUUUGGCGAUAUCCGGAGAGGAAGACGUGACUGGACUGGCGCUGGAAGGGAUGCUGUUUUCUCUGAGAGAGCGAGUUCAUGCGACAGUUCUCACUUUUUCCGCAGACGAUGCUCUUCUGCGAAGCCAAACCACCUCACUAGAGCGCUCACACGCGGCGCUCGUACUCGCCCAGGCACAUGCUGCAGACCUAGUCCUGAGCCUCAGGAUGCUGGACACAGGUGUGGCCAAGGAUGUCAGUGGCGUGGUGAGGAUUGCGGUGCGUAAAGAAGAGGAGGAGAGUGCCGAGUAUUUAUACCACAUUGGGGCAGACGGGAAUGUAAAGGUGUUUGAGAGAGGGACUUGA